ACACGUGCAGACUAAUCAAAAUGCUUGCAGUUCAAAACACAUCAAGGCAAUUUCUUAGUACACCGCUUGUUUGUCAUUUAUCAAGGAGAUGGAAAUUUAAGAAGAAGCAUUUUCAAACAAGCAAAAAGUUAGGACCAGAAGUCCGAGCAUUGCAGUUCUUUGACAGAUAUUACUCUCCAAUAUUUGGGAAACAAUGGCCCUCCAUCCGGAUUGCCUUAUUGUCCAGACCCAAAUAUUGUGCUCUGGUGAACAACUUAAGCAGAUCAAGAGAUGACAUCAUUGCUGACUUGUCAUCUUUAGGGGCUUAUGAUAUUAACAGGCCAAAGAAGAAAGCUCCCAAAAAGAAGAAAGUGAAAAAAGAUGGUUAUGAAAAAGAUAAUGAGAUUGAGUCACAUGAAGAGGCUGCAUUAAAUGAACAAACUUCUGAGAUAAGUGAGAGAAGGAAUGACAUGGAUUCCUCUUUAUCUGAAGAUAACACUCACAGUGACACUGAAGAGAGAGAUGAUGUAGACAUUCACUCUGACUCUGAAGAUGAAGACAUUUACAGUGGCCGCGUUGGGCAGGUUAUUAAUAUGCAUGAUUUUAUUCCCCCAGCUAAAGUGUACACCCAGGACGAGCUGACUUUGCAAACACAACAGGAACAGAGUUUACCAGUGGAAGAUGGUGAAGAAGUAAUACAGAUUAUACCAAGAAGAGAUUUGAAAAUCCCUCCUGAGCUUAGAGUCCACAUAUUUCCCAAGAGAAAUGUCUCAACAUUUAAAAAGCCUGUAGGUGCAGGGUACUACUUAAUGGAUGCGGCCUCUCUGUUGCCCGUAUUUGCACUUUCUCUGACCUCUAACUGCCGUGUGUUAGAUUUAUGUUCAGGACCAGGAGGAAAGGCAUUGGCCAUGAUGCAAACUAUGAAUAUUGAGCAGCUGACCUGUGUGGACAUCUCCCUGAGCAGACUGAGGAGGGUGAGGUCAGUAAUGGACAGAUAUUUGGGAGGUGUGGGUCAUAUUAUUGACUAUCACCACAUGAAUGGUAUCAGAUGGGUCGCAGCUAACCCUGAUGUUAUAUAUGAUAGGGUAUUGGUAGAUGUGCCAUGUACAACUGAUAGACAUGUUUUAAGCCCAGAUGAGGAGGACUCCAUAUUCAAACCUGCUCGUACCAAAGAGCGACUGCAACUGCCAAAGCUGCAACAGGAAUUACUUAAAUCUGGUAUGCAGUGUUGUAAACCAGGGGGUGCUGUAGUCUACUCUACCUGCACCCUCUCCCCAGGACAAAAUGACCAAGUUGUCUACGCCGCCAUUAUGGACCUGCACCAUAACUCAGAAAUGCAGUUUGUCAUCGAGGAUUUGAGUUGUUUAGUUGAUGCAUUUCGGAAUGUUUAUUAUUUUGACAAUCAUUGUAAAUAUGGACAGCUGGUGCUGCCACAUCUUGCUGCAAACUUUGGACCUAUGUAUAUAGCAAAAAUUAGAAGAUUAAAUUAAGUGCUAGAAUUCAGAGCAUUUUACUUUUCAAAAUAUAGGUAUGCCUUAUUCAGUGCAUAUUAAUUACCCCUUUAAACAAGGCAAAUAGAAACAAGCAAAAAUAAUUUUAAAUGGUUUUCUGUUGGACAACUGAAAAUUGUGGCAAAAAGCACUGAAUAAAAUUACUGGGUAUAUGUUAAAAAACACCAGAUUUGAUUUUUCAAUAGAAAAUUAUUCCCCAUUUAAGACUGCAGAUAAGUAGUUGUUAUUUUAUCCAAGAGACUGGUUUUUAUUUAAUCAAAAAUGACACAUUUUAGCUCGCAAUCAAGUCAUUCAAUUUUAAUCAAUCUUAUCCAAACACACUUGGAUUUUCUGAGGUGAUUUCACCGUUGGUUGUUCCACUAAGUGAUUCUGGCAUUGCGACAGUUGUGCCAGUAAGACUUUCUCAAGUACCCCGAGUCCCAAGCGAUAACUGGGAACCCACCCACAUUAUCAAGAUUUCUCUGUCCUAACCAGUCACUGAGGUGAAUUAAUAUAUAACCACAUUUAUGCUUGUUUAGCUCCUUGUCCUAAGUUUAAAUUGAAGUCGUUAUGCUCUCCGGGGUGUAACUCCAGCCGGUCUUAUCUAUGAAGAGAAUCUUUGGAAAUCUAA
Messenger RNA from Lingula anatina, 2100 nucleotides. RefSeq names its product 5-cytosine rRNA methyltransferase NSUN4. Gene Ontology annotation, cellular component: mitochondrial large ribosomal subunit. The record is from RefSeq and is a predicted model, not a curated record. Gene Ontology annotation, biological process: rRNA methylation. Gene Ontology annotation, molecular function: RNA methyltransferase activity. Lineage: Eukaryota; Metazoa; Brachiopoda; Lingulata; Lingulida; Lingulidae.